AUGGAUGAAAAAGAAACUCCCAAGCCAGUGAAGCCAAUUUUGAAGGAAUACAAGCAAGUUCUACCAUUCCCUUCACGAUUGAAAAGCAUGAAGCACGAGCGAGAGAACGAGGAAAUCAUGGACACCUUUCGUAAGGUGAAAAAUGCUAUUUUGCAAAAAGACUUACCUCCAAAGUGCAAGCAUCCGAGAAUUAUCCUGAUUCCUUGUAAAUUGGGAAGCCUAAAUUUUUCAAAAGUUGUGUGUGACCUAGGUGCUUCAAUCAAUGUAUUUCCCUUUUCUAUUUUUGAAAAAUUAAAAUUGGGAUCUUUACAAAAGACGGGGACUAUCAUUCAGUUGGCUGAUUACUCGACAUUACACCCAAAAGGUGUAUUGGAGGAUGUUCUUGUCCAAGUGAAUGUCUUAAUUUUUCCAGCUUAUUUUUACAUCUUGGACAUGAGCAAUUUAGACGUAUCAGACAAAAACUCUAUUAUUUUUGGAAUGCCUUUUAUGGAAACUGCUAAAUCGAAAAUUGAUGUUUUUGCUAGUACACUCUAUACGAAAUUUGAAUGUAAUGAGAUAUGGCUAUAUGAGAUGCUUCCAGCUGUUCGUGCUGGUGGAUUUGCGUUAAGAAAAAACCGAGACACACCUCGGAUGAAACGAUGGAGUGGUACGAAAAAAAUUGAAAUGGGUUGA
This is a messenger RNA of Lactuca sativa (garden lettuce), 672 nucleotides long. Lineage: Eukaryota; Viridiplantae; Streptophyta; Magnoliopsida; Asterales; Asteraceae. The record is from RefSeq and is a predicted model, not a curated record.